Molecule: messenger RNA, 4483 nt
Organism: Morone saxatilis (striped sea-bass)
Lineage: Eukaryota; Metazoa; Chordata; Actinopteri; Moronidae
Gene: prkaa1
Product: protein kinase, AMP-activated, alpha 1 catalytic subunit
Exons: 9
Coding region: 97-1818 (573 amino acids)
Biological process (GO): protein phosphorylation; intracellular signal transduction
Cellular component (GO): cytoplasm
Molecular function (GO): ATP binding; protein serine/threonine kinase activity
Source: RefSeq, a predicted model, not a curated record
CGAGCAGAGCCGCCGGAGUAGAGACGCACACAGCGGAGAGCUCAGUCCGUCUCUGCCCGCAGAUAGCUAACCCCGCAACAAGGCCACUGCGGGAAGAUGGCGACGGAAAAAACCAAACAUGAAGGAAGAGUUAAAAUUGGACAUUACAUUCUCGGAGACACACUCGGAGUGGGGACGUUUGGAAAGGUUAAAGUGGGCCAACAUGAGCUGACCAAGCACCAGGUGGCGGUGAAGAUCUUGAACAGGCAGAAGAUCCGCAGUUUGGAUGUGGUGGGAAAGAUCCGCAGGGAGAUCCAGAACCUCAAGCUUUUCAGGCAUCCUCACAUAAUUAAACUGUAUCAGGUUAUUAGCACCCCUACAGAUAUAUUCAUGGUGAUGGAGUAUGUCUCAGGAGGCGAGCUCUUUGACUACAUCUGCAAAAAUGGAAAGUUGGAUGAAAAGGAGAGUCGUCGGCUGUUUCAACAGAUUAUUUCAGCAGUAGACUAUUGCCACAGACACAUGGUGGUGCACCGAGACCUCAAGCCUGAAAAUGUGCUACUUGAUGCACACAUGAAUGCCAAGAUCGCAGACUUUGGUUUGUCAAACAUGAUGUCAGAUGGAGAGUUCCUGCGAACAAGCUGUGGCUCUCCAAACUAUGCUGCCCCUGAGGUCAUCUCGGGAAGGUUAUAUGCUGGUCCAGAGGUCGAUAUCUGGAGCAGUGGAGUCAUUCUCUAUGCCUUGUUGUGUGGGACACUUCCCUUUGAUGACGAUCAUGUGCCAACCCUCUUUAAGAAGAUCUGCGAUGGGAUCUUUUUCACCCCGCAGUAUCUGAACCCUUCAGUCAUAAGCCUCCUUAAACACAUGCUGCAGGUGGACCCCAUGAAAAGAGCCACCAUCAAAGAGAUCCGAGAGGAUGACUGGUUCAAACAGGACCUACCCAAGUACUUGUUCCCCGAGGACCCCUCCUACAGCAACAACAUGAUUGACGAUGAGGCCCUGAAGGAGGUAUGUGAGAAGUUUGAGUGCACAGAGGAGGAGGUCCUGGCCUGCAUAUACAGUCGCAACCAUCAGGAUCCGCUGGCUGUCGCCUACCAUCUCAUCAUUGACAAUCGUCGCAUCAUGAAUGAAGCCAAGGAUUUCUACCUGGCGUCCAGCCCUCCCGACUCUUUUCUAGACGACCAGCACUUGACUUCGUCUGGUGCAGCUGUGACCAGCACCGUCAAGCCCCACCCUGAGCGCGUACCCUUCCUCGUGGCGGAGACUCUCCCCAGGCCUCGCCACACACUAGAUGAAUUGAACCCCCAGAAGUCCAAGCACCAGGGUGUUAGAAGGGCCAAGUGGCACCUGGGUAUCCGGAGUCAGAGUAGACCCAAUGAUAUCAUGUCAGAAGUGUGCCGUGCCAUGAAACAGCUGGAUUAUGAGUGGAAGGUUGUGAAUCCAUAUUAUCUACGAGUGAGAAGGAAGAAUCCGAUUACUGGGAUGCAAACCAAGAUGAGCCUUCAACUCUACCAGGUGGACAGUAGAACCUACCUCCUUGACUUCCGUAGCAUAGACGAUGAUAUGUUGGAGACUAAAUCUGGAACUGCUACACCUCUCCGCUCUGGGUCUGUGGGCAACUACCGCACCACUAUUAAGAAUGAUGUAGAUGGGGCAGACGCCCCAGCUAUAUCUAGCCUUGUGCACUCCACCAAGGCCGCAGAAGGCUCCUUAGCUUCAUCAUUGACCUCAUCCAUCGACUCAACGGGAGGUGGGGACAGCGCGUCUGUCCCUCGACCAGGAAGCCACACCAUCGAGUUCUUUGAGAUGUGUGCAAAUCUUAUUAAACUACUUGCACGAUAGCUUGCAAAACAAUCGCUAGCCUUUUUUCCUCUCCGAGUGUCUUUAUAGCAAUAAGCAUGCAACCGAUUCAUGGCUCAGUUCAUCCCAGCUGAGGAUGAAGUGAUUGUUCCAUGGCACUGAUGCAGGUUAGUGUUCCCUAAGCGGAAGAGAUGUAUACUGAGCUGGCAGGGAAUGGAAGGGGUUACUGGAAAAGAUGAAUGACAAGCUACUUAAUAGCUAGGACAGAACAACAUUUAAGAGGGGGUUUUACAAUUUUCUGAUCAAUUUAAUAGCAAAUGCCCACAUCCCACCUAUACAUAUAUGCGCAAGUGAUUACACUGAAUUUUUCUGUACUGUAGCCAGUGACCGCUGCUUUCCAGUACAGAGAACAAGAUCGAGUUUUUGCCUGCAGAGAGGGAAGCCACACGUUGAGGGUUUGGCAUUUGGGUGGCAGUCGUAGAGGAUGCAGGAAGCACUUUUGCACAAGUAUCUUUUAUUUCCUGCUGCUCUUGUAUUUCUCUCAGUGGGGAUCAGCGAUGUGAUGCAGAUGUAUCGGGGCGCUGCACUGGCUAUAACUAGGGUUUUCAUGCCCAUCACAUUCAUUGGACUCUGAAGAAGUGCAGUGACCCUUGUGUUUCUGUCUUGCGUCAGAGACAAAAGAAUGCUUCAUCAGAUUUAUGUUUGGUUUAAUUUUUUGGAGAAUCUGAGUCGUCAGAGACUAAAUUGUCAUGGUUUUGUCCUUGUUGUAAAAAUUUGUUUGAAUUUGUCUGUCCCCUACAUUUUUAUAUAUAAAGACGUGAAUAUAUUUAUCAGUGCGUUAAGUGGACGCAGUGUUGGUUCUAUUGGAAAUGGAAUUGUUUUCUUUAUUGCAUUAAGAUCUAUUGCUGGAUGGUAUAUAUUUUCCUUUUUUACUGUCUGGUUUUUAAAUCAAUAUCACUGUUUCGUUUCCUUCAAUCACAAUUAUUCUGAUACUUGAUUGUCUUUCCAGAUAAAUAUAGCCUGCUUUUACCAUUUAAGAGGUAUUUUGCCAUGACAGUCAAAAUCUAGAAAUAUAUCAUUUUCAGUGUCACAUAUUAAAAUGACAAUUUGAUUUUGACUUUUGUUAUAAUUUCUCUAUUUCUUGUUUUCUUUUUUUAGAUUAAGGAUUAGGAUUUGAGUAUGAUUACUGAGUGAAAUGCCUUUUGCCUACAUUCAAUUUGUAAAUGCCAAUCCAUCACAAGUGUAUAGGCCUCAGGGCUCAAUUUGAAAAUUAGUAGUACUUACAUGCAGUGCAUGGACAAUGUCUAUUGGCAGGUGAAUACAUCCAAAAUAUUACCAUUUAUGGGUACGUUUAUGUUUUGAUUUGCCCAUACAUUCCCUUGAAGGUUGACCUUGCAAAAAGGUUUCAGAUGUUUGAACAUGAAACAGAAUUGUGAGCUUGGAAUUGUAAAGUCCUGCUGGGUAGAUUGCAAUUUUGAUUCAGAAGAAAAAACAUCACACAAGCUUUAAGAUCAUAAAUGUGUGGCUUUAUAUUUGAUAACAAUGUUGGACAGAACCUGACACUUGCAAGCUCACAAAGUCUUCAAUAUUUCUUUAAUCACAAGUAUGAUGCAUCUCCCUCCAUUUCCUGUCCACAGUCUUAAAGUUUUAAGUGGUGUCUAUUGUUUGGCUGCCUUAUCAUUAUCAGUACUGUCAAAUACAGUUUUUACGUCAGUAAAAGUUUGAAUUCCAUGCUGGUCAGAAUUAUUGGCACCUUUUUGCAAUUUUAAGGGUUUAAAGUCCACAAAUUAUUAUGUCAGUUUUGUUAAUUCACACAUACUGUUUGUUUAUAAUUCACAUAUUAUUCAUAUGGCUUGGCAUGACAAAAGAAAAAAGAACAUUCUUAACUGCAAAACAAAAAAAACUGAUUAUGUUGUUGCCAAACUAUUGUAGACCUCAGUAACUGCUACCACCUUUUAAUUACAGAAAAAGGAAAAAAAAAAACAAAGCAACCUUAAAGGUAAAAUGGUUUCUUAUUUAAUUAUCUUAAUUUUUUUAGUCAAUUAUUCCAGAUUUUAGACAACUUUCUCAUUGCAAAAUCAGACAAAAAAUAUUUGUAUUAAGGGGUAUUAGCAGUUGCUGAAGUCCUUGUUUCCAGUGUUUAUCUCCCCACAGCUUUAAAAAUGUAGAAUAUCUUGUCUGUAUAAACGAUUUUACAUGUCAGAGAUAUUCAGCAAAAAUUGCCAAGAGUGACAAUAAUUAUGAUCAUCUUAUUUCUCUUGCUGUCUUUCGAGGCAGGUGUGGACUGAAUUAUUUAGUUGAUUUUUGACCUUUUUGUCUCAGUUUUAAACUAGAGUUUAUAAAAUAUAGUGAUCAUGGUAAAGAAACGCACACUAUGGUCUUUGAAAGAUGUUGUAAAACUAAACAUUUUAAGUUUAAAGGGCAGUUGCAAGUUUUGAUUACAAAACCUUUCAUGGGUUUCAUGAUCAGGUUUGUAGGCAAGAUGAAUGUGUGAAACUGUGACCUUUUUGACAGCUUAUGGAGUAGUGUCCUAGGGGACUGUUAGCAGAUCAUUUCUGUCUACCUGAACUGCUUCAAAGAAAUAUUGUUCUAUUUUUGUUUGACGUGUAAAGGGACCCUACCAGAUGGACCAGUGUAAAUCUGAAUGGACAGUGUUGAAGUCAUUUGUAUACACAACUGCCUAAUAAACUGCUAAAUUGCACACAAA